AGUCUGUCAAAAGGCAGACCCGCAGCCCUACCAGCUUCUUACCCCUGCACCAUAUACUUGACAAAACCGUCAACUAUCAUUGCUUGCCGCCUGUACGACGUUAUAUUGGGGAAUUUCCAGUCGACUCCUAAGCUGUUGUCGCUGAACGGAGAGAUCUGAUGUGCAGCAGCCUGCUGCUUCUCGUUCGACCUCCCUGUCGCAUGCGGAGUUCGACGCACUUCUCAGGUUCAAGAAAAUGGGAGUCGAUCUUCUGCCAUCGGGGCAGAUACACACUAAAGCCGACCACCCCCCGGUGAACGCAGCUCUGGGCGUCCCGCUAUAUUGCCUCGGCGGAGUGCUCGUGCUAUUCUUUAUCGGCCGCGCCUGCAUACAAUACCACCACCGCUGCCGACUCAAAGAGGCCCUGCAGAAGAACGAUCAAACGCGAUUCGUCCGGCCCAACCAGCUGGCGGCCAGCCUCAAGAAGCAUGUCUUCUACGCGCCGCUGCUGUCCACGCGCCACAGCCGCGAGUUUCGACUGCUGGGUCGGUUUCACAUGGGCGCUCUGCCGCUGCGGCUUGAGACGGCUCUGUUGGCGGGAUACGUAGCGUUGAACCUCAUCUUCAUCGUCGCUCUCAUCGACUGGUGGCAGAUUUACAAGGAGAAGAUGUUCCAGCUGAAGUAUGCAGCGGGCCACCUGGCUAUCAUGAACUCUCCGGCGCUGGUUCUAACCGCCGGCCGAAACAAUCCUCUGAUCUGGCUGCUGGGGGUGCCGUUCGAUACAUUUAACUUAUUGCACCGGUGGGUUGGACGGGUCAUGGUUGUCGGCGCAAUUGUACAUAUGAGUUGUGUGGUAGCGGGGGAAGCCAAAGAAAUGACCAUGGCCGAGGUUACGCAUAUUUUGUGGACCAAACCAUUCUUCAUAUGUGGAUUGAUUGCUCUUAUAUCUUUUGUCGUGAUCUUCUUCCAAUCGCUGUCUCCGAUCCGCCACGCCUGGUACGAGGCGUUCCUGCAUUUCCACAUCAUAUUAGCGAUCUUGGCGUUCGUGGCAUUGUGGUACCACCUGCAGAACCUGGCCAUGCAGAAGGUCCUGCUGGUGACGUUGAUCUUGUGGGGAUUAGAUAGAGCGGGACGACUGGGCAGCGUCAUCUGGCGCAAUUUCAGCAAACGCCGGACCACGGCCACUGUAGAACUUCUUCCUGGCGACGUUGCCCGCGUUGACGUGGUCAUGGCACGCUCGUGGAAUUUCCGAGCUGGCCAGUACAUGUACCUCUACAUCCCGUCGCUGGGGCUAUGGACGUCCCAUCCGUUUUCAGUAGCAUGGACUUCGUCCGAGCCGAUGAGCACCGACGAAAAACGCACUUCCGGCGACUCGUUCAAUUUGUUAUUGGACCCAACGGAGCGGACGACCAUGUCGUUCUUGAUUAAGAGGCGCGAUGGAUUCACCAACAAGUUACUUGGGAAGGUUAACAAAGUGGAAGAGGGCCGGUUCAGUGCUACUGCGCUGGCCGAGGGGCCCUUCGGCGGGCUGCAUUCCCUCUCCUCGUAUGGAACGGUUCUACUCAUAGCGGGAGGUAUCGGAAUCACGCACCCAAUGUCGUACAUACACGAGUUCAUCAACGGCAUCGCAGCGCGAGCUAUCGCCGUACGACGCGUGAGUUUAGUCUGGGUCGUGCGAAGUCCAGAUCAUCUGACCUGGAUCCAACCCUGGAUGACCUUCCUCCUCAACCACCCCGUAAUUCAAGUCCCCACCGACCAAAAAGAGCACUCCUACUUUGAAUUCCUCGAUCUAGACUUCUCCCUCUCCAUUCACAUCUUCCUCACCACGAAAGGCGCCUCCUCCCCCGACGACGAAAAAGAUAACACAUCCGACAAAAGCCCCUGGGCGGAAGCCGUCCCGUCCACAGUGCCACUCACCAUCACGCUGGGAAAGCCUUGUUUUGGCGAGAUCGUCGAAGACGAGGCGGCGCAGCAGGUCGGUGCGAUGGCCGUUAGUGUUUGCGGCCCCGGGGGUAUGGGUGAUGAUGUGCGGAGGACGGUGAGGAGUAAGCAGGGACAGACGACGGUGGAUUUGUAUGAGGAGACGUUUUCGUGGUAGAUUUUCGAACACCUUCUUUUCUUCUUUCUUUUCUUCCUUCCUUCUCUCCUUCCUUUCUUCCUUUCUUUCUUGCCUUUUUUGCCCCUUGAGUAAGUGUUGUUGUUAUGUGAAUGGUGUUGUGUUGUGUUGUGUUGUGUUGUACAGUUUGCCCGGUGAUACCAUAGCUCUUGCUAUCUCAUGUCGAAUUUUUAUAUAUAUCAGAAAGUGAGUUAGAAGAAUUGGUUUGUUUACUUCUACACUGCGUUUUUUUCACUUCUCUAGAGAGAUGUCCAAGAACUAGGGCCCUUUUUCUUUUUAUUUUUUAUUUUUAUUUUUGGUAGUAC
Messenger RNA from Aspergillus candidus, 2400 nucleotides. RefSeq names its product ferric reductase family protein. The record is from RefSeq and is a predicted model, not a curated record. Gene Ontology annotation, biological process: iron ion transport; intracellular iron ion homeostasis; copper ion import. Gene Ontology annotation, molecular function: ferric-chelate reductase activity. Gene Ontology annotation, cellular component: plasma membrane. Lineage: Eukaryota; Fungi; Ascomycota; Eurotiomycetes; Eurotiales; Aspergillaceae. The transcript has 6 exons. The coding region runs from base 236 to 2077 and encodes 613 amino acids.